AUGGAUUCCGGUAAUCCUCUUCUUCGACAGCAACAGCAGCAAGUUCUUCCACACUUGGAACGAGAGCACCACCGCCAGCACCAUCACUACCAGUAUCUUCAACCUCCGCUUCAGCCGCACCAGCAACAACAACAGCAACAGCAGCAGGCGGCGGCGGCGGCAGCACUACUACAAGUGCAGCAACAACAUCAUCAGCAGCAACAGCGAAUAAAAACUGGUUGGGGCGCGACGACAGCAGCGACAGCGACAGCAGCAGCAGCAGCGGCUGCGGCGACUUCGACGUUCAUCCAGAAUAUUGUCAGCACUGCCGCUAGUACUAGCAGCGGUGGAGGAGGAGAGCUUUUGAUGUAA
Molecule: messenger RNA, 351 nt
Organism: Sabethes cyaneus
Lineage: Eukaryota; Metazoa; Arthropoda; Insecta; Diptera; Culicidae
Exons: 1
Coding region: 1-351 (116 amino acids)
Source: RefSeq, a predicted model, not a curated record